This is a messenger RNA of Knipowitschia caucasica, 435 nucleotides long. The record is from the annotation of a GenBank genome assembly. Lineage: Eukaryota; Metazoa; Chordata; Actinopteri; Gobiiformes; Gobiidae.
AUGACAGAUGCCUCCUCUGCUGCUCUGGCAUCUCCUACGCCACCAGAAGUCCUUUUAGAACUGACGGGAUCAGAGGAAGCUAGCAUGUGCACGGGCCUUAGCAAGCUCACAGAUAAAAAAGCAUCUGAAAUUGAAUCAAUAACCACCGGCCGACAGCUAAUCCCCGCGAGCCCCCAUGAAAGCAGCGAGCACCAAAAGCUGCCAAUGCCACGGACCAUCCCUUCAUCUUUUUAUAACUUCGCCCCCUGUGCCAUGCAGGGGUGCUCAGGUGAGGGCAGCUGGGCUUGGGCUCACAGUAAAAAGGGGCGACACGCGAUGGCCCAGGUAAUCCAUCCGCAGACAGGCCAGCUUUGGACUGCGGAGUUACUGGCAGCUGGAGAAAAGUGGACAGCUGACGUGUGUCCCAGUCCGGCCACAGCACGCCAGACGGGAUAA